CACAUUAUAUAGUCUACAUAAUGUUCCUGGCAUGUGUAGACAAUCAGAACAAAAACGGGUUGGCGCGACAACAAAAGUCGCCCUCACGUGAGUGCUUCAGAAGAGAGCACUGAUUGGUCGCAUGUGGGAUAACCUUUUUGGUCAAACGGAAUACGUCACAUUCAAAUCUGCAGCUGUGAGUGAGUGGGUACGUACACAAUCCGGCGUCCAAGCAAGCGGUGUUAGACAACUCUCAAGGAAAAGCAACUUGUUUAAUACAGCGAAUAAGUGUCCGAGACUCGGCCAACAUGGCAACCACAGCUGUAUCUCGUCUGAAAGAACAGGAGGACAGGGAGGGAUGUGGAGAGGAUCUUCCGCGCACCUACAAAUGUAGCAAGUGUGACAAAGAAUUUUGUAAACCGAGUCAGCUGAAGUAUCACAUGCGUACUCGACACACUGGUGAAAAGCCGAGGUGUGAGGUGUGCAGCAAACACUUCAGUGGGCCGGGUCCUCUGAAGAUCCAUAUGCUUACUCACACCGGAGAGAAGCCACACAGGUGUGAGGAGUGCAACCGACAGUUCAGUCUGCUGAGUAUUUUAAAGACACAUAUGAGGACGCACACCGGUGAGAAACCCUAUAAAUGUGAGGAGUGCAGCAAACGGUUUACUCAGUCAUGUGCUCUGAAGAGGCAUAUGCGGACUCACACUGGAGAGAAGCCGUACAGAUGUGAGGAGUGCAGCCGACAGUUCCGUGACCUGGGUGAUCUAAAGAAGCAUAUGCUGACUCACACCGGAGAGAAACCCUACAAAUGUGAGACAUGCAGCAGACAAUUCGCUCACCCGACUUCUUUGAAGAUGCACCUUAGGACUCACACAGGUGAAAAGCCAUAUAAGUGUGAGAAAUGCAGCAGACAGUUCAGUCAGCCAGGUGCUCUGAAGAUGCACAUGCGGACUCACACCGGUGAAAAGCCGUACAGGUGUGACGAGUGCAGCAAACAGUUUAUUCGGCUGGAACGUCUGAAGAAUCAUAUGCGGGCCCACACCGGUGAGAAACCCUACAGAUGCCAGGAGUGCAGCAGACAGUUCAGUUUCUCGACUAAUCUGAAGAGUCAUAUGAAGACUCACACUGGAGAGAAGCCAUACAGGUGUGAGGAGUGCAGUCAACACUUCAGUGAUAAAGGCACUCUAAAGAUCCAUAUGAGGACUCACACCGGUGAGAAACCUUACAGAUGCGAGGAGUGCAGCAGACAGUUCAGUCGACUGUUUCGUCUGAAGCAGCAUAUAAGAACUCACACCGGUGAGAAGCCGUACGGGUGUGAGGAGUGCAACAAGCGGUUCAGUAGGCUGGAUCAUCUGAAGACGCAUAUGAAGACUCAUACUGGCGAGAAACGUUAUGUAUGUGAGGAGUGCAGCAAACAGUUUAGUGAUCUGUAUAGUCUGAAGAGUCAUAUAAAGACUCACACCGGUGAGAAGCCGUACAGAUGUGAUGAGUGCAGCAAACAGUUCAGUCAUCAGGGAAAUCUGAAGAGUCAUAUGAGGAGUCACACAGGUGAGAACCUUACACAUGUGAGGAGUGCAGCAAACAGUUCAGUCAUAUAGGAAAUCUGAAGAGUCAUAUGAAGACUCACACGGG
This is a messenger RNA of Branchiostoma floridae (Florida lancelet), 1611 nucleotides long. RefSeq names its product zinc finger protein 431-like. Gene Ontology annotation, molecular function: DNA-binding transcription factor activity, RNA polymerase II-specific; RNA polymerase II cis-regulatory region sequence-specific DNA binding. Lineage: Eukaryota; Metazoa; Chordata; Leptocardii; Amphioxiformes; Branchiostomatidae. The transcript has 2 exons. Gene Ontology annotation, biological process: regulation of DNA-templated transcription. The record is from RefSeq and is a predicted model, not a curated record. The coding region runs from base 288 to 1577 and encodes 429 amino acids.